Molecule: messenger RNA, 1031 nt
Organism: Seminavis robusta
Lineage: Eukaryota; Bacillariophyta; Bacillariophyceae; Naviculales; Naviculaceae
Source: the annotation of a GenBank genome assembly
AAGCUUUCAUAAAUCAAAACACCACAAUAUUCCACUACUUCCUCCCAAUUGUUCAUUGCUCGAUCAAGAAUUAUGUCUAGUCCCAAGCGUACUACUACUAACAGCAACAAAGCUUCCUCCCCCAAGAGCGCAUUCAAUGCAGCCAAAUUCAAGCCAUCUGGAGGCUUCACCAAGGGACGCAAAGACAGCCGCCAUCAUGCUCUAGUCGAGGGUCUCAGGCCUGGUGUUAUUACCAUGUAUUUCAAGAAACACAACUGCGACGAAGAACCGUACCUUGGUCCCGAUAUGAAGUGGAUGAAUGACCCCAGUAAUGCCGAAAAGAUGGACGACCUCGGCAUUCACGCUGUUUUAUACAGGAAAGGAGUUGAUGGUGAGACUUCUAUGCUACAGUCAGCUACGAGUGAAUACAGUUGGAGGCAACUCAUUUUUGUUGUAGGAGAGGAUAACAACACACCCACCACGCGUCUUGCUACGGCCGAGAAGGUGAUCAAAUUCUUGAACGGUCGCGCCAAUACUGAAAACUACAAGUAUCCCAAGAAGAUCAAGUUUCUCGAGGAUCUCUCGCGUGAUCACGUUGCUAAAAACCUCCGUCCUCUCAGUGCUGCACUCCUUGAUGAAGAUGUCUGCAUGCUCAUGCAGGCCGCCUAUCCGGACAAAGCCUUGAUGGAUCUUGUUGACUUUGCAGACGUCAUGGCUAAUUUCUGGGUUGAUCCAGCUGACGGAGCUACCGUGAUGGAGGCUUACAACAACAGUGGAAGUGCCGAUACUGACUCGCAGACCUCUUAAACUAUUUCUUGUUUAUGUACAAGUAUGAUUGGAAGAACCCAUACUAUGGAUGGGCCGAUACUGAAAGGAGCAUAUUUGUCGAUCUAACGAAAACUGGUGCCACCCAGACUUCUUGUAUUGCCCCGUAUAUCUUGAGCAGCCGGAACCCAUGACUCUUUUAUCUGAAAACAUGCAGAUACCUGGUGCCGGCAUGAUACACGAUCUUGUUCACGCAGAUUUCUUUUAUCUCCAAAUGAUGCCUGGUG